Aspergillus alliaceus is the source of this 1872-nucleotide messenger RNA. RefSeq lists its product as uncharacterized. The record is from RefSeq and is a predicted model, not a curated record. The transcript has 2 exons. NCBI's taxonomy places the organism in Eukaryota, Fungi, Ascomycota, Eurotiomycetes, Eurotiales, Aspergillaceae. Gene Ontology annotation, cellular component: transcription factor TFIID complex. Gene Ontology annotation, biological process: DNA-templated transcription initiation. Bases 105 to 1823 code for a protein of 572 amino acids.
UUUCGCGCGGGCGUGGCCUUUGCAUCUCGAUAGACGUGAACCGAAUUUGAAACCGAUACCUUGUGUGAAUUCACUACUCGAAAAAUCGAGAACCGCAAGACAUCAUGGCGCAAACACAACCGCAGCAGUUUUCUCAGUCCUUCUCGCCCCCGGGCUCUUCGCCCUCCCCGGGUGCAACUUCCCCAGUGAAUGGUGGCGUCCCUCCACCUAUUAAACGACAACAUCUCUCACCUCUCCCACAAUCACCCUACGCUUCACCGAGCUUUGGAACGCUACAACUACCUCAGAAUCAACCAAUACCCGUAAAUGGAGCGAAUCUGAACGGUGUGGGCCCACAGACGCCUGCCCCCCCACCUCCAGGCACGAUGGGACCUCCUUCUCGACCAGCAGACAAAGCGACGGAUGCCGCAGAGCUUACAGAUGUUUUGGCCUCAUCCGGUAUUGAUGUUAGGGAGGAAGAAGCGUUUCUUACCAGCAGCUAUUCUGCCCCGGGCGCUCAGGUGCAGCAGCCUCCUAGACCCCAACAACCUCUUCCACAACAGCAACAACAACAGCAGCAGCAACAGCAACAGCAAACACAACCUCCACUGAAUACGUCGUUUACGUCUCAAGCCUCGACGGUAUCCACACAACCGAGCUUCACCGAACCCUCACCAUACAAACCAUCAACAACUCAAGAAUCAUUCUAUUCUGAGCCACCACCACCAGCAUCUCUUCCGUUCAAAGAUCCUAAUGAACCAACGCGAGAAGAUAGCGAAGCGGCUAGACGUGCUCAGUACCACCUGCAAGAGCCGUUCUUGUUGACUAAGGUUCUAGAGCAAAAGUUGCAAAGACGUGGCUUCGAGCUUGGCGUUCGUAUACCUGCCGAAGGCUUGUUCCAUCCAGUACCAGGCCGUCCACAGCCGAUUGAAGUUACUGGUCCAGACGGAUCAUCUGUUGUACGUACCGGGCAGACUAUUCUAAAUCAAGAAGGAGCGCCCUUGGUGGACAUACUGAAUUUGAUGUCGAUAUCUUGUGAGGAGCGGUUGCGUGCCGUUGUCGACUACUCUUCCACUCUUGCACGAAGUCGGCGGGCACACUCACAUGGGGUCGUUCCUGUUGAAUGGAAAGAUAUGGCUCUUUCGUCUGGCAUGCCUAAUGGGACUGGAGCAGGUGACAAAACACCUCCACUCAAACGAUCUCAUUCAGCAACUGAGCAGCCAGCGACGAAAUCACUAGCUGAAAAGUACCGUGUACUCAUGGAAAGGGAUAAUUCCAGCGAAGAGAACCGGGCUGCCAAACGUGCUAAGCGCAGCGCGAGUGCCAUUCUAGGCGAAGGUGGGAUGGUCAGAGCCGAAUCUGUAGAUAUUCCUGCUUCCGGUGCCUCCACACCGAUCGCAGAGAAAGCUCCGAUUCUCGACAAGAAGGGAAUCUCCAAGAAGGAAGCCAAGAAACUCAUGGAUGCGAAGGCAAGCGAGGCUCAGCAACAUCAACAAUCCGUGGAAACCGCGCGACUCGCCACCAAUAGUAUGCUCUCAGGUCGGAUGUUUGGAACGAAGAAGUCGUACUCUUGGUUGAAUCGGGGGCCUGCAGCCGCCAGCAGUGGCUUCUCUACCCCGUCUCGUGUCAGCACAGCGACCCCAAGUGGUGCCAGUCCUGAGAAACCUGGGCGUGAAACGGCUGCCGCACCCACCAAGCGGCUUGGAGCUUGGCGGGAGGAUAAGGAUAAGGGCUCGGGAGUUCAGGUUCGAGAUAUCUUAUUCAUGCUCGAGUUGGAUGGCAGGGGCUCCCGACACGUGCAGAAAGCUUAUUCCAGGGAUCUGAAAGAAGACCGAUUAGAUUGAAUGGGCCUUCCUUCUCUUUAAAAUGUACUGUUGAUGCUACUCGACUUCG